CUGUCCACUACAACAAGAUACGUAUUCCCUUGACGUGCACCCGUCUGUAUUUUCAUUAUUGAUAACUACUUACGCUCUCAAGAAUGGCUACAGGAGUCCAGAGCACUGAAGCAUUCACUAUGUUUACUAAAGAUGAUGUAAAUCGCAUUUUAUUUACUGAGACCUUUAAGGACACAUUUGGAGAUCUGGGGCCGAAGGAGUCCUUUCAUGAGCUGCUACGCUUACGAAAGAGGGAGGUGGAGUUGCACCUUCAUGGUGUUUCAUUGUCAGAGUACUACCGAGAACGUAAGAUACCACGUGGUUUCCGUAUAAAUAAUGCACCCACACUGGGACGGAGUAACCCGGAGUUUUGUGAUAAAUGGUGUGCCAUCUUAGAUAAAUGCUCUUUUGAGCUUAUAUUGCAUGUCAUAGAGGAGACAGGACGUGACUUACGCUUGGUACGAAAUGAGAUCUUACAGUUUGAAACCUCACACAUACAGACGAUAUCGGCGGACAAGGACAAUGAUUGGCUCAAACGUUUACAGGAUCAAGUGUCACAAUAUAAAUCCGAGAUACUUGCCUUUAAGAGAUCCAAAUUUAUGCGGGUGACACAGGACUACAAGGAUAAUACAGUCUACCGGUGGCGUCAUGGAGGAAGGCAGGGCACGUACAGGCGGAGAUUUCCAACACGCAAGGCACGCAAACCCCCUGGUUACGUCUCAAGCAGCGGUGAUUCGGAGGAGGACGCUGACGCGUCCACACAGGCUGCCGGGGAUGCUUUUUUAUCCAUGGAAACACCGGCGAACACGGCGCUAGAAAAAGGCAUCGCCGUGGAGGACGCAAACACGGCCAGAGGAAAGGGUCGGGGCAGACCUCCGCGCUAUGGCGGCCGGGGGACCAGGAACAGGCAAUUAUAAAUUUAUCAAGCCAUCAACUGACGGAUAUGGAGACGACUGUACUGGCAAAAGGUUUGACUUUUGUUCCUUCCACACGUACACAUGAUUUUAAUAUGGCUGUAGAUAAUUAUAGAUUCACUCGCUCCCUGCGCCUGAGAGAACACUAUGGCUGUAGUCCAAAUGGGCGGGCUCAGGACAGUAUACCCUCUGGUUAUAAGUUGCGCAAUAACUUUGAUCCCAUCACUCAGAAUACCUCUCUUAAGACCUUUGCAAGGAUGGUUAAUGGGGCAAUUAGGGAUACACCUGCCAAGAUACACAAUAGGGGAAAUCUGAACAAGAAGGAGCGGGAGGCCCUCGAGCAGUUAAAGAACAAUCCCUCGAUUAUUAUUAAACCAGCGGACAAGGGUGGAGCCGUAGUGAUACUGGACUAUGCAUAUUAUAAAUCUGAGAUUUGUUCCCAACUAACUGAUGAUUCCUGUUACCAAAAAUUGACUUUUGACCCCACUUUAAAAUUUCAGGGGCAACUGGGCAAAAUGUUGGAUGAAGCCGUCAUACAAGGCUGGAUUACGGAAGAACUGAGAAAUUUUCUGUACGUCAAGGACCCGAACUGGCCAAUUGUUGCAACGGAUCCAGAUUUGGGCAAGCUGGUGAGUGACGGUUUUUCUUUUGGUUAUAAACGCAGUAGGAACCUAAAAGAGUUAUUGACACAAACAGAUCCAACCAACAAAUAUACUUGUCACUCCAAAAAAUUGACGGGUAGACCUGGAGUAUAUAGAUGUGGCAACUGCAGUAUGUGUAGCACACUCAUAACGGGCAAUCAGUUUUUUCACCCACACACGGGUAAAGCAUACAGGAUAAAGGACAGAUUAACCUGUACGUCCAAAAACGUGAUAUACAUAAUUAAAUGCCCGUGUGGAUUUGUGUACUGCGGUAAGACUUGCAGGCAAUUGAAAGAGCGCAUUAGUAUGCAUCGCUCCUCAAUUAGGGCAGCCUUGGAUCCUAAACCUAGGGGAGAUACAAAAAAACAGGAUAUAUCCAAACAGCCGGUAGCACAGCACUGGCUAAAUGCUAAACACUCUAUUACAGCAUUUAAAUGUAUGCCGAUAGACUCUAUUCAAACGCCCCCACGAGGAGGAGAUGUUGACCGUUUAUUGCUGCAACGUGAGGCCUUUUGGACCUAUGAACUUGACAGUGUGGCACCCAGGGGAUUGAAUACCUACCUUCAAUUUAACAGCUUCUUACCGUUGAGAUGAUGUUGAACUUCGACACUCUGUUUGCAAUUUAUGUAGUUCUUUAAAUUAAAUUAUAUAUGUGGGUAGGGAUUCCUUUGGGGUGACAGGCAGUAAAAAAAUGUGUCUUUGAGGUACGUAUAUGUAAUUUAUGAUUAUUUAUAUGCCAUAACAGUAGCUUUUAAAUGGACACUCCCACGUGUUUUUAGGAUAUUUUAUUUUUUAUAUGAAUUAAGCACUUUAUUGUUAUCUCAUACCAACCAGAUGAUGUUGAUGUAAACUGUUUAUUAUGAAAGCACUAGCACUUUUGCACAUGGAGCAUUGUUUGUUUUUAUAUGCUAAUUACUGAAGGGUCACUUCCUGUCUGUACUUGGGAGGGGAGGGUAUUUAUUCAGUGAAUUGUUUGGCACAUGUUUCACCUUGAGAAAGGUCCCAAUGGGGACCGAAACGUAACGUCGGUUACAUAUGCAAUAACACUUUUUUACU
Messenger RNA from Xenopus laevis (African clawed frog), 2590 nucleotides. RefSeq lists its product as uncharacterized. NCBI's taxonomy places the organism in Eukaryota, Metazoa, Chordata, Amphibia, Anura, Pipidae. Bases 923 to 2128 code for a protein of 401 amino acids. The record is from RefSeq and is a predicted model, not a curated record. The transcript has 2 exons.